UGGUUAAUGUUUAUGAGUAUCCAGUGGAGGGCAGUAUGAUUCAUUUUCAACAGAGCAGCAGCAAAAACAAAUAGAAGAAGACUGGUAUCAUCUGACAGUGGAACAUGGCAGAUGACAAGGGUCCUCUGGGCCAGCUCAAGGACCUGGUGGAGCUGAAGGACCAGCUGGAAGACAUUCAGAGACGGAUGGAGGAUGAGAUACAGGCUGGCGUCCCUCCGGGAGGCAGUCUGCUGGCCUCUCCUUUCCUGAAGGGUUUUCUGGCCGGGUACGUUGUUGCAAGGCUACGCUCUUCACCGUUGUUUGGUGUUGCCGUUGGGACGUGCACAGGAAUAUUUGCAGCACAAAAUUAUGCCGUUCCCAACAUUGAAACCACCGUCAGAGACUACAUAAGCAAACUAAAAGGAGGAAGCAAAUAAUAAGAGAGGAAUACAAUUAAGAAGAGCAGGAGAAGAGACAUCUACAAGCAGAGGGUGCUCUUUGAGCCACAUACGGGAACAGACAUAUAUUUCAAAAGUUACGAAUUCUUCAAUAGUUAUUUUUUUCCACCUUCCACAAGGAUGAUUGAAUAGUACAAUGUUAUAGUAGUAAGCCAACUUAUAGAGUAAGGUGAUUAUUUUAAUAAUUCUUCUGAUUCAGUUGAUCUGAACUCUUGUUAAGGUACUUGAGUAUGGAGAAUAGAUGACUGACAUACAUUCUGUAAUAGAGCAUAUAAGAAGCGUGUGAAAAGGGAUUCAGUUAAUUUAAGCAGGAGACCCCAUUUUUCCCUCUAAUAUAGUCCAUAAUUAAAAUGUAAAUAUAAGGGAAUCAUAUCAACUGCUAUAGCUGAAUUCGGUCCUCCACCCUUUCUCCACCCCAUUUGCUAUCUGAAGUUUUAUUGAUGCAUAAUGAGAUAUUUAGAUUGUUGACUCUCCACAAGAGGUAUUUGAUGUCCUCUUUCGCCCUCUAGUGGGCAGAUAUCUUUUAUAUCAGUCAAUACUAAUUUGCAUAUCUUUACUCAGGCAUGAUAGAGCAUUUAAAAGGGCUGCUCUUUAGUGUUAACUUGUCAACACCUUUUUGUUUUUCCAUGGACAUAACACCUCUCCAUAUUGUUCUAGUUCAAAAUAUUUUAAACAAUAGUCCUAAUCUUUUGGAGAGGUUUAUGAACAAAAUACUUUGGACUCCAAAAAUGGCACGCUCCGUUAUAAAAUAACUUUUUCUUUCUCUAUAUAUUUUCCACCUUGCACUGCGUAAAAAUGUCAGAUUUCUUCCUGUACUUACAAUAUUUAGAUACAAAUGUAUGCCAAAGUUAAAUUGGUUUUUAAAGAUGUAGUUGUUAUUGCACUUGAGGGUUUUAACAAAGCAGGAAAUGUUUGCUAAAGUAUUUUAUGUAACAUAUAUAUUAAGAGUGCCUACUUUGGUCUGGACUUGAUAUUUUCAUCUCAUGCCAUGUGUGCAAUAGCCUUUCUUGAUAGAGUUUGGCAGACUAUUCAUAUGCUGGAAACUAGUUGAUCUUUUGCACUUAAUUAAACAAUUGGGAAUGUUGUUACAUUGUGUUUCAUACAAAAACAAUGAUUUCGUUUUUUGUCCAAGAAAAAUCGAAACCUGUCAAAGUUAUAAUGACAUGUUUACUCAAAUGUGGUGUUUGCUUGUGGUUUAGAUACAUUUGAAAGUUGUUUUAAGAAAGUGGGAACUAUUAUGUGGAUCCAUGUCAAUAUCACAUCCAUAAACACAGCAGUUGUUGCUAGUCAAUAGUCUAGAGACCUAAAGCACAGAAGAACACCUUAACAGUAACUGGAAUCUUAAUUGUGUUAUUUCACUUGGGUGAUUAUCCUGCAAAUGCAAAAGGUUUUGUUCAUUCAUCAUUAAACCAACCAAUAAGAGAUGUUUUUGUUCACAUGACCCCAGGUACUGUUUGCUGCUGUUUAAGUGUACACACAUUGCUUAUGUAAACAACAACCAAAUAAGUCAGGCUAGUAAUACACAAACAAGCCAUUUGUAAGUAUUAGAAAACUAAGUUGACUGUAUUCAUAACUGGAACACAGAAACAAAAUGUGCCUAUUGACAAUCAUUAUGUAGCUUUCAUUGUAUUUCAUUUCAUUAUUUCAUUGUUACUUCAUUUCUUGUAUGUUACCUUUUUGCAUGUUUUCUCUCGCCAACAUUUGAUAUGUUUUGGAAAAUACAAUAUAACACUUCAACUGAUGGUGCUUUAUUUCACUGACUAACCUCAGUGUCUUGUCUAUUUGUCAUGGGUUUUCACUCUGUUUGAAAUUCCUUUGUUAUAUUAUAAAAGAAAACAACAGAAUUGAUCUUUAAGAGUUUUAUUUCGUUUGUCCAAAUAAAUGGGGAGAAUACAGUUUACAAUCGUCUCAUACGUUGAGUAUUCCUGGUUUCUAAUAGCCCUAAAGAGUCAAUAUUUUUAAUAACAUUUUAAUUAAUUUGGCCAAACGUACAAGAUCAAAGUGACAAGGAUUGAAAUCUAAAAAUGUCUUUACAAACUUUUAAACCAAAAUGGAACAAAAUCUGAAUAAAACAACAUUUAUAUCUUAUAAAAUACAACAUGCUUAUUCAAAUCCUUAACCUAUAUAAGUCAUUUAAAAAAACAUAAUGUGCAAUCAAUAG
Messenger RNA from Gymnodraco acuticeps, 2598 nucleotides. RefSeq names its product SLC35A4 upstream open reading frame protein-like. The transcript has 3 exons. The record is from RefSeq and is a predicted model, not a curated record. Bases 105 to 416 code for a protein of 103 amino acids. NCBI's taxonomy places the organism in Eukaryota, Metazoa, Chordata, Actinopteri, Perciformes, Bathydraconidae.